CGACUCGCGACAAGUCGGAUUAAUCGUUAUCUCUGUUUUAAUUCACUCACAAUCAGUCAAAGACGUGUCUGUGUAUAAUAUUUUUAUAUGCGCACAUCCCAUCAGUUUACAAUAUCACAAUCCUAUCACAAUCUUGGGUCAGUUGCCAUCUGUGGUCAGAUGUUAACACUUGAACGGGACAUAUGUGGUGGGCAGUGAUGUGGUGAUCGUCACCACCGUGGUCAUCACACACACCGCGAUCACACUUUAUACUCGCACGAUCACACCAUUCUUCAAACGUUCCGAACUUCAAAUUUCGCAGUAGCAAAAGGUUAUGUCACUUGUGCAACAUGGCGGCGCAUGAAAGUGGCGAUUUUACAAAGAUUUUGAAGUAUAGAAUCUUUAAAUUUUCCAGUUACUCGUCGACCUACGUACCUGAGAAUAUUAUUGUUGAUAAACCAUCGGAUCAAUCUUCACGCUGGUCAUCUGACAAUGACAACCAUCCCCAGUUCCUAAUUCUCAAACUUCAACGCCAGUCUAUCGUGAAAACAAUCACGUUUGGUAAAUAUGAGAAAACACAUGUUUGUAAUAUUAGAAAGUUCAAAGUAUUUGGUGGACUGGAGCCAGAAAACAUGAUGGAAUUACUAGAAAGUGGCUUAAAAAAUGAUGCAACACCAGAAACGUUUGACUUGAAGCAUGUGAUUGGGAAUGAAGGAAACUACUUUCCGAUCAAAUAUCUUAAAAUUCUUCCUUUGCAAUCAUGGGGCCCGAGUUUUAAUUUCUCUAUCUGGCAUGUUCAGUUAGCUGGAGUGGAUGAUCCAAAACUUGCCAAAAGUAGUUUAGAGUGGUUUAAUUGUUACUGUCAAAAAGAAGUGAUAAGACUUUGUAUGAAACAUUUUCGCCGAUUGGAUCAACCCGAAGUUGUUGAUACGAUACAAAGAGUAACGGGGGUAACUCUUGAGGACCCAAGGUUAUCUACAUUAUAUGAUUUGUUAGUAACCAAGGGGGAUCAUAGCCAGGCAGAAAAAUUCAUCCGAAACGCUGUCAAUAUGGGUCUCUUAAAUGAGUACAUUAAUGCUCAAUCUUAUCGAGCAAUAUGGAAAAAAGUGUUUUCUGAGGACCCAAAGCCUGGUAUGAGGGGUGGUCACCAAAUGGUGCUGGAUCCUUCCUCACAAAUGUUGUACUUAUUUGGUGGUUGGGAUGGAAAUCAAGACUUGGCUGAUCUCUGGACCUAUAAUAUAGCGACUGACAAAUGGCAGCUUAUUUGCAAGGAUACUGAGGCUGUGGGUGGUCCUACCGCCCGGUCUUGCCACAAAAUGUGUUUGGACCCAGAAAGGCGUCAGUUAUUUACGCUUGGGCGAUAUUUAGAUACUCAGUAUCGCUCUCCUGAAAAUCUGAAGAGUGACUUUUACGUUUAUGAUAUCGAAUCCAAUAAAUGGACCCAGAUAUCUGAAGAUACUGGAGUAGUGGGCGGUCCGCAGUUGAUAUUUGAUCAUCAGAUGUCAAUGGAUGUUGAAAAAAGAACUAUUCACAUCUUUGGGGGGCGUGUUCUUGUGCCAUCGCUGGGUACCGAAGAAAAUCACGGGAUCAUGCCGAAUUUGACAGAGCCAGUAUUUUCUGGAUUAUAUUCAUACCAUGUUCCCACGGGAACUUGGAAUAGGCUGGCUUGUGAUAUAGCGAGACCCAGUCCACCUAAUGUACCGACAAUCAGAUCCAGAGUUGGACAUUCUAUGCUAUUCCAUCCAGAAUUUAGAAAAUUGUACAUAUUUGCUGGGCAAAGAAGUAAAGAAUAUCUCAAUGAUUUUUUUACUUUUGAAGUUGACACGGAGAUCCUAGAGCAUAUAAACUUGAGUGACUUGGGAAAUCGAGAAUCGAAUCACGUUCCCGCAGCCGGAUUUACGCAAAGGGCUACCAUCGAUCCUGAACUUGGAGAAAUUUAUGUGUUAUCUGGUCUGAGCAAAGACAAAGAAAAGAGGUACGAUAAUGUACAGAAUUCUCUUUGGGUAUAUAAUAUAAAAGACAAUCGGUGGUCUUGCAUUUAUCGUAAUGAAAACGUCGGAGAAAAAUAUUGGAACAAUAUGCAGGACCACGAACCCUGCCCCAGAUUUGCCCAUCAACUCGUGUAUGAUCAUAUUCAAAAAGUCCAUUACUUAUUCGGGGGGAACCCGGGACGAUCAUGUCUGCCAAAAUUGAGACUGGAUGACUUUUGGCAAUUGAAAUUAUGUAGGCCAUCGCAUGAGCAAAUUUUGAGAAAAUGUAAACUGAUAAUAAGAAAGCACAAAUUUGAAGAACUCGCAAUGAAAAACAGUAUCGAGGCUCUUGAAUAUCUACAAACAGAAGUAUCUGAGAUAAUUGAUCAUUCUGACCCGGAGCAAACAAAAGAGUUUCAGUUACUAGCGUCGGUACUUUUCCGAGAGCAAGAGGGACGCAAUGAUGCAAAUUCAGAUCUGGAUUCAUCUUCGAGUUCCAGUGGUAUGAUAGGUUCGGCACCUUUAAAAAAUUUUACCAUGCGGGACAUUCAUGCUCGUCGGACGGAAUUAUACGAUAAACUCACCGAGUUCUUUCCAGAAACUUUAACUGAGCCUCGAGCUAAUCUCAUUGACAUUUUGCCCUUGUGAUAUUUUCAACAAUAAGGCUGAUGAAACUCAAAGUCAUAUAAUUCUCGAUUUUUACACAAAAAUUAGACUCGUCACAUAUUUCUAUUCUAUUUUAUAACGUAAGUCAUUCUAUAACGAUAAAUAACAGACCGGUAGUAAUCUUAUUUAACGGUACAAUCAUUUCACUUGUCAUAUCAAUCAAUUUUUUUUCCGUAAGAAUUUAUAUUGGCGCCGAUCAUAUAUUGUUAUUAUUUACAUUCUUUGUUAAUUCUUCUGAGAGGAUCUGCUCUGUUUUUGAUUACUUUAUCAAGACUAAUAAUCGAAACAAAACUUCAUAUGAUAUGUAGAUUACUUCUUAGCUAUUUAAAAUCUUGUUUCACCAAUCGUAUUAUGCUAACUAAGAUCCAUUGUAAGCUUGGCGUGAUCAUAACUGAAAUAGUUAGAUAAUCCCAGGUAUAUAGGUAUGCUGUAAAUUCUCCUAGGGAUAGUAAAUAUCUAUACGGGAAUUUACAGCAGCGCAACGGCACAGGUGAGGAUCUAGCGCUGCUCGACCCGCAUCCAUCGUACAUAAAGUCCGCUGGGGAUAUCUUGCGCCAACCUACAUCAUAUCGCGUAGUGUCUAACCAUUUCAGUUAUGACUAAGGUUUGUGUACAGUCGAUUGAAGUACAAAAAUAUUUGUUUGUA
Athalia rosae (coleseed sawfly) is the source of this 3261-nucleotide messenger RNA. It is a transcript of the gene muskelin, whose product is annotated as muskelin. Lineage: Eukaryota; Metazoa; Arthropoda; Insecta; Hymenoptera; Athaliidae. Bases 330 to 2597 code for a protein of 755 amino acids. Gene Ontology annotation, cellular component: cytoplasm. The record is from RefSeq and is a predicted model, not a curated record. Gene Ontology annotation, molecular function: protein binding. The transcript is spliced from 12 exons.